AUGAUCCAGUCGCAUCUAGGUCCGUCAGGGUUCGAAGAGCGCCGUGUACGACACCAUGGCACCGUCACGACGUUGCGACAGACAAAGCUUUCCAAGACUCCUCCUUCUGGAGAAGCCGCCGAGCGCAAACAACACUCUGGCAAUUCGGGAACGAGCAAAACGGCAAAGGAGACAGCUCCCAGCUUCAUGUUCAUUCCCAUGUCGGCUGAGCCUGGGGCAAGAGCACGAAUUCGACCUGAGCUUCGAGCUUCGGCCAAAGCACAUGUGAUGCAUGAUUACCAGCGAAAGACGGCCCAUCAGAGAAGCGCGCAUUGGAAGAUGUCGACGCCGACCACCUACAGUGUCACCCCGAAAGAACCAUCGCCAGGGAUGCCGGACACGGAGGUAUCCGGUCGGCCCUUGGUGUUGCGCGAGCGGAUGACGAUUCGGAAGAAAGACAAGCGGUCAAAGCAAAAGGUACAAACGGUAUCAGCCGAGUUCCCAUCUUCUGAUGAAUCUGGUCAGUCGUCCCAAGAAGAGAUCUCUUUCACGCUGUCCCACAGGGUGGCUUAUUCCCAGUUCAUCCACUACGAUCCGCCCGCGAUUCCCCGGCAACCACGCGGCAGUAACCUCAUGGACGUCUUCUGCACUCUGCCAGUUCAUGUUCAACCGUGGGACGAAACGUUGAUCACACGGUGGCUCAAUUACGACCGGAUCCCCUGGUGCCCCGUCAACGGACAGUCUCAAUGGGUGCCCUUUAUCACCAAUUCACCGAUGCUCCUACACACAAACCUGUAUUCCUGGGGCAUGCACUGGCACGGCAAACUGACCGGCAUCGACCAGGACGUCUUUCUGUAUCAGAACCCCCGGAUCCUGGAGCACAAGAUCGCGGCCAUUCAGAUGAUGAAUGCGCACCUGGUCUCAUCGACUGUGGUCACGGACGAGGCUCUCGCAGCAGUUUCCAUGUUCAUCAAUGUGUCGAUGCAGUUCCUGGACCGCGACGAGGCCGCAAGGCACAUGGCUGGCCUUGAGGCCUUGGUGAAGCUCCGAGGCGGUCUCGACGGCCUCUCCAGGAUGGGAACGGUAGGGGUCCUUUUACAACGAAUCAUAACGUGGAACGAUCUUUUCUUCGUCGAACUCUUCGGAGGAAGUCUGCGCUUCUCGCUCCUGCCGCGUUGGGAGGCGGCGUGGAAGUCGGUCUAUGCCCCUAUCGCGGACGACCCGGUCACACACCUUGAACCCUUACAGGCACGCUUUGCAGGAAACCUCGCACGGGAGAUCACGACGCUGCUGCGCGAGAUCCAAAUCGUCUGCAACGAUGUCCAGGCACGACCUCUAGCGACCCUGACGACGCUGGAACGGACACUGCGACAUGACAAUCUCUUCCGCUUUGAGCGCCGGCUGUGUCUUGCGACCCGGAUAACGACGAUCCAGGAGCACAUAUACACAAACUUACAGGCCGGCAGUGACGCCAUGUGGAGGGCCGUGGCCUACGCCGCACUGAUGUAUGUCCACCACCACAUCCGUGGACAUGCCCUGCACUGGUCCCAGUUUCCUGCAUUGGUCGUGCAGCUGCGCAACGAGCUGUCGUUUGUCCAGGACGAUAAUUGGGACGCGGUGCCGGCGCUGAAGGUGUGGGUCCUGGCGGUGGGUAGCUGGGUGAGUCAGGGGGAGCAAUGGAUCGUCUCUCUGCUGGCAGACGCCUGUCGAGCCCAGGGCUGUACCACUUGGAGUGAAUUUGACGGGAUGCUCAAGGAGUGCGUACACAUGGGAGGAGAGGACGAGAAGAAGUUCAGAAAGGUCUGGGAGCAUGUCAUCAGAUUACUUUGA
Fonsecaea nubica is the source of this 1809-nucleotide messenger RNA. RefSeq lists its product as hypothetical. Lineage: Eukaryota; Fungi; Ascomycota; Eurotiomycetes; Chaetothyriales; Herpotrichiellaceae. The record is from RefSeq and is a predicted model, not a curated record. The transcript has a single exon. Bases 1 to 1809 code for a protein of 602 amino acids.